Coffea arabica (coffee) is the source of this 1251-nucleotide messenger RNA. Lineage: Eukaryota; Viridiplantae; Streptophyta; Magnoliopsida; Gentianales; Rubiaceae. The record is from RefSeq and is a predicted model, not a curated record.
AUGGCGAAUGCAAGAACACUAAGGGAGUUGACUGCUCCAGAAUUGCCCCAGCAGCCUUUGUGCAUCACAUUUCCAACAUUGGCUGAAAAUACCUCAUUCGAAUUGAAGUCAGGGCUAAUUCACCUAUUACCCACGUUUCAUGGCCUCUCAGGUGAGGAACCCCAUAAACACAUCCAAGAGUUCGAUGUGGUAUGCUCCAGUAUGAAGCCUCUUGGAAUUACUGAGGAGCAGAUCAAACUCAGGGCCUUUCCUUUUUUCCUUAAAGAUGCAGCAAAGGAUUGGUUAUACUAUCUACCUGCAGGUAGUAUUACAACAUGGGCCCAACUUAAGAAGAAAUUUUUGGAAACAUUCUUCCCUGCAUCCCGGGCUGCAAGUCUAAGAAAAGAGAUAUGCAGCAUUAAUCAGUAUCUUGGAGAAUCUCUAUAUGAUUACUGGGAAAGGUUCAAUAAGUUGUGCACUAGAUGCCCACAGCAUCAAAUUAGUGAACAACUAUUGAUCCAAUAUUUUUAUGAGGGACUCCAGUCGUCCGACAAGAGUAUUAUUGAUGCUGCGAGUGGGGGAGUCCUGGCGAACAAGACACCACGAGAAGCAUGGAUACUCAUUGAAUCUAUGGCGAAAAAUUCUCAACAAUUUGAUUUCCGGGAGAGAAACCCUACCCGUAGGGUUAAUGAGGUAGAGGCGUCGUCCAUUCAGCAGUCCAUUCAGCAGCAGUUAUCUAAGUUAACGUCUUUCGUGCGGCAAUUAGCCGUGGGGAACGUGCACCAAGUUAAGGCCUAUGGAAUCUGCACAAAUGUAGGCCACCCCACUGACUCAUGCCCUAUGCUGCAAAAGGAUGGGGCUGAACAAGUGAACAUGGCUGGAGGCGUGCCCGCGCCUCGUAGACAGUAUGAUCCAUACUCCAACACAUACAAUCCAGGUUGGCGAGACCACCCCAAUUUUAGUUAUGGUAAUAAGCCACAGACUUCAUUUUCUAAUCGUCUACCAGGAUUCCAACAACCGUGGCAACAAAAGUUUCAACCCUCGCCCCCCAAUUCAGGAAGUUCUUUGGAGGAAAUUGUCAAGAGUUUGGCCACGACCACCACUCAAUUCCAGCAGAACACCAAAGCAUGCAUGAAAGACAUGGAGACUCGAAUGAAUCAAAUGGCAACUGCCAUUAAUCGCCUGGAGUCCCACGUCUAUGGAAAAUUGCCUUCACAGCUUGAGGCAAACCCCAGAAAUGUAAGUGCCAGGGCAUUAAGGAGUGGCAAAUAG